ACACCUCUGUCUCUCUUGGGUUCAACCCGCAUCGUUAUACACCUUGGCUAUAGUACUUAUUCUCGCAAAGUCGCCGGUCCUUUUACGAGGCGUCGCGGCUCUUCUUCCCUCGUUAUAUGAGAAUAUAUCGAGAUAUUCUUACUCAUCGCCACUCGUUCUUUCAAUCAGCUCCCGUCGCUACCAUGAUGGACGCUAAAAUGGCUGUUCUCAUCCUCGCGAUGUUGAACACCAUGGAUGCUAUGGCGCUGCCAGCAGUGCGGCCUGCAGUGCCCGCCCUCCCCGUCGUCCCUGGAAUCCCUGUUCCAAUCCCAGGAUUACCCUUCAGCACUGCGCAGUCGGGUGCUAUUUCGCUUGGCAACGUUCAAGCAUCUGGCGGAGGAUUCCCCCAGCCUGGUCUCACGAAACGUGAGGCUGCCCCGGUAGCUGAGCCGCUUGAUCUCCCGCUCUUGGGCGGCCUUCCUCUCCCUACUUCGGUUCUUGGUGCCCUGCCCCUUCCUACCAGCGCUGUAGGCAGUCUCCCUAUACCUACUGGUGUUCUAGGCAGUCUUCCUGUGCCUACCGGAGUUCUUGGUAGCUGACUUCCUUCAUUGCCAAUCGUUGGUAGCGGGCUCCCCUCAUUGCCAGUCGUUGGUGGACUUCCUAUUCCUACCGCCGGCCUCCCGAUUGUCGGUGGCGGAGGCCUCGGCGGCUUCCCGUUCCCACGACCGGCCUUCCGAUCGUUGGUGGUGGCGGGCUUCCUUCGUUACCAAUUGUUGGUGGCGGGCUGCCUUCACUGCCAGUGGUCGGUGGACUUCCCCUUCCUACGGCCGGCCUCCCAAUAGUUGGCGGUGGCGCGGUCCCUUCAUUACCAGU
This is a messenger RNA of Mytilinidion resinicola, 852 nucleotides long. RefSeq lists its product as uncharacterized. NCBI's taxonomy places the organism in Eukaryota, Fungi, Ascomycota, Dothideomycetes, Mytilinidiales, Mytilinidiaceae. The transcript is spliced from 2 exons. The record is from RefSeq and is a predicted model, not a curated record. Bases 117 to 578 code for a protein of 153 amino acids.